Molecule: messenger RNA, 1546 nt
Organism: Varanus komodoensis (Komodo dragon)
Lineage: Eukaryota; Metazoa; Chordata; Lepidosauria; Squamata; Varanidae
Gene: GTF2E2
Product: general transcription factor IIE subunit 2
Exons: 8
Coding region: 284-1156 (290 amino acids)
Biological process (GO): transcription initiation at RNA polymerase II promoter
Cellular component (GO): transcription factor TFIIE complex
Source: RefSeq, a predicted model, not a curated record
CUGCCUGGCUGAACGUGAAGUCCCGAAGUUCGGCCAUCUCGGGAGCUCUGGGCGGUCAGCAGCCCCUCAGACCGGGCGCAGUCCGCAGGGGAGCCGUUCGCCUCACAGCCCCAGGCAUUCCAGACAUGUCAACUAGGAAGCGUCGGUUUCGUGUCCUAGGCACGGUUGGGCUGGUACCGGUGGGGGUGGUGAUGUCUCCACAGCAGGCUUGGAACUGCAAACUGUAGUUUCCUGAGGGGAGAUCAGGCGACAACAAAGAAGGAUCUCUAACUGAGAAAGAAUUAUGGAUCCAAACUUGCUAAGAGAAAGAGAACUUUUCAAGAAACGGGCACUCUGUACUCCUGCUGUAGAAAAACGUCCAGCUGCCUCUUCUGAGUCCUCAUCUUCUAAAAAAAAGAAAGCAAAAGUAGAGCAAAGUGGAUCAUCAAGUUCAAAACAAAAUGCAGACCACAGCAAUGGAUCUUUCAAUUUAAAAGCGCUUUCUGGUGGCUCCGGUUACAAGUUUGGAGUCCUUGCAAAAAUAGUGAACUAUAUGAAGACACGGCAUCAGCGUGGUGAUACCCAUCCAUUAACUCUAGAAGAAAUAUUGGAUGAAACACAGCAUCUGGAUAUUGGACUGAAGCAGAAACAAUGGUUAAUGAGCGAGGCCCUUGUCAACAAUCCCAAAAUAGAAGUUAUAGAUGGGAAAUAUGCUUUUAAGCCUAAGUACAAUUUGAAAGAUAAAAAGGCCCUGCUAAGGCUCUUGGAUAAACAUGAUCAGCGAGGACUGGGAGGAAUACUGUUAGAAGAUAUUGAGGAAGGACUGCCGAAUGCACAGAAAGCCAUAAAAGCUUUAGGGGACCAGAUCAUCUUCGUUACACGUCCUGAUAAGAAGAAAAUUCUUUUCUACAACGAUAAGAGCUGUCAGUUUACAGUGGAUGAAGAAUUUCAGAAACUUUGGAGGAGUGUUCCUGUGGAUUCCAUGGAUGAAGAGAAGAUAGAAGAGUAUCUGAAACGCCAGGGUAUUUCUUCCAUGCAGGACUCGGGCCCAAAGAAAAUAGCUCCUGUUCAGAAGAGGAAGAAGCCCGCUUCUCAGAAGAAACGGAGGUUCAAGACUCACAAUGACCAUUUGGCUGGUGUUUUGAAGGAUUACUCUGAUGUGGUUCCUGGCAAAUAGGGGGCCUUCUGGGAUGAACUGUUGUGAGCUUUGAUGCAGGAGCUCUGAAGGACAUGUGUCCUGCGCAUAAUGUGAUGUGGUUCUCCCCACUCUCAGUGCAGCAGCAACCGAAAAGAAACAGAUCCCGAGAUCAAAGAACCUAAUACUUCUUUUAUUGGCUACUGUGAAAUUGGAUCAGAGCUGUUCACUGACAGUAGAUUUUUGAUAUUGGAGUUAAAUAUAUUCAGCAUGUAAUGCCCAUGUUCAUGUCCAUCGUUUAAGACUUUUCUGAAAAAAUUAUUUGGGGUUCUGUAGGUAUUUCUUUUUAUUCAUCUGGGUUUGAUUUGGAGAUAAAACUGAGUGUUUUAUCUAUGCCAAGGAAACAUGUUUAUAAUAAAAUCAUUCUAGAAA